CUAAUAAUCACACAAUCUUUUUUUUUUUUCAAAAAAAGUUUGUCCAGUGCGAUUCUGUUUAACCAAAAUUGAUUCUUUCUCUCCCAAUUUGUGAGAUCUUUUUCUUUGGCAGUGAUGAGUAAGGGACCGGGACUGUUCGUCGAUAUCGGCAAGAGAGCCAAAGAUCUCUUGACCAAAGAUUAUACGUCGGAUCAGAAGUUCACGGUUUCCACUUAUACUGGCGCUGGAGUGGCCAUCACAUCAACUUCUCUAAAGAAAGGAGGACUUUCUACUGGGGAUGUUGCUGCACUAUACAAGUACAAGAACACUCAAUUUGAUGUCAAAGUCGAUACCGACUCUAAUAUCUCGACGACGAUGACAUUCACUGAUAUUCUUCCCUCCACUAAGACUAUUGCGUCAUUCAAAGUGCCUGAUUAUAACGCUGGCAAGCUGGAGGUUCAGUAUUUUCAUCACCAUGCAACCUUCACAACAACUAUUGCUCUGUACAAGACGCCAGUUGUUGAUGCCACAGCAACAAUUGGCACACCCUCUAUUGCUUUUGGAGCAGAGGCAGGUUAUGAUCCUACCAAAGGCAAUUUUACAAAGUACACUGCUGGUAUUAGUGUGACAAAACCAGAUUCAUGCGCUUCCAUAAUUCUAGGAGACAAGGGAGACAGCAUAAAAGCAUCUUAUGUGCAUUAUCUGGACAACCUGAAGAAGAGCGCUGCCGUGGGCGAGAUCAGCAGAAAGUUUUCAACAAAUGAGAACACGUUCACUGUUGGAGGGGCUUACGCUGUUGAUCAUCUCACACUGAUUAAAGCUAAGCUCAACAAUCAUGGGAGGCUUGGAGCAUUGCUGCAGCAUGAAGUCAUACCGAAGUCAUUGUUGACAGUCUCUGGUGAGCUUGACACCAAGUCCUUGGACAAAAGUCCUCGCUUAGGAUUGGCCUUUGCUCUGAAACCCUAAUCAAUUAUUUGCAACCCAAUGAUGCUUUUACAGAUUUGAUUACGAUUUUUUUUUUGUGGUGAUUUAAAAUGGGGGUGUCAAUAAGUUGCUCCACAGGCGAUUAAUAUUCAUUUCUAGGUUCGCAUUUCCUGUGGAUGGAUGAUUGAUACUUUUGGCUUUCAAUGAUUCAGAUGUUGAAGUUUUGAUCCGAUUUGAGCCAUUUUGACAUUGGCACAUUUAUGCCUCCUUGUAUUGAGUAUUUCUUUGAUUUGGUAAAUGCUUUAUAACUGCCUUGAUUUGUUA
This is a messenger RNA of Gossypium raimondii (Peruvian cotton), 1227 nucleotides long. Its product is annotated as mitochondrial outer membrane protein porin 2. Bases 115 to 945 code for a protein of 276 amino acids. NCBI's taxonomy places the organism in Eukaryota, Viridiplantae, Streptophyta, Magnoliopsida, Malvales, Malvaceae. The transcript has 6 exons. The record is from RefSeq and is a predicted model, not a curated record. Gene Ontology annotation, molecular function: voltage-gated monoatomic anion channel activity. Gene Ontology annotation, cellular component: mitochondrial outer membrane. Gene Ontology annotation, biological process: monoatomic anion transmembrane transport.